This is a messenger RNA of Aspergillus neoniger CBS 115656, 718 nucleotides long. RefSeq names its product peptidylprolyl isomerase. Bases 170 to 544 code for a protein of 124 amino acids. The record is from RefSeq and is a predicted model, not a curated record. Gene Ontology annotation, molecular function: peptidyl-prolyl cis-trans isomerase activity; DNA binding. Lineage: Eukaryota; Fungi; Ascomycota; Eurotiomycetes; Eurotiales; Aspergillaceae. The transcript has 3 exons. Gene Ontology annotation, biological process: rRNA processing.
CCCCACCACAAAGCAUCUCGGCGGGGGAAGUCAUUUGCUUCAUAUGCAAACAGCAACAGCAAACAUCAUCUUUCGUCUAACCAUCACCACUGCAUUCCCCUCACCCUUCUUCAGCUUUCUCUCAAGCUCCAUUAUAUACUCAACCAGGUACACACAAAAAUAAUAAACCAUGGCACCCAAGAACAAAGGCGGCGACAAGAAGGGCAAGGAUGGCGGAGACAGCAACAGCAAAGGCGGCGGAAAGGGUCUCAAGCCUGCGAAUGCUAUUAACGUGAGACAUAUUCUUUGCGAGAAAUUCUCCAAAAAGGAAGAAGCCCUAGAGAAGUUGCGCAACGGAGCCAAGUUUGACGAAGUCGCAAGGGAGUUUUCGGAGGAUAAGGCUCGGCAGGGCGGUUCCCUUGGCUGGAAGACCCGGGGCAGUCUGGAUGCGACGUUUGAGAAGGCGGCGUAUGAUCUGGAGCCGAGUACGACGGGAAACCCCAAGUACGUGGAUGUGAAGACUGGGUUUGGGUACCAUAUUAUUAUGGUUGAGGGGAGGAAGUAAACUACUAUCAUACUACUAGUAUCUGUUUUUAUCUAGUCAUGUUAGGGCUAGGUUAGGAUUGGUAUGGAUAUUGCAUGAAGAAAUGAGUUGAUCAAUCAAUCUAUGAGAUCGGAUCAGGUCUAAUAAUGAAACUAUAUGUACAUAUGCAGAGAAGUAAUACAAAUCUAUCAGGAG